UUUUAAUUGGGAAGGCGGAGGGAAGGUUAUUUAAUGCCGACUCUCACAAAUCGAAACCCAAACCCAAACCUCUCCCUGGUUACCUUUUCGCCUUCCGUUAGUUUGUGUCACUCUCGCUCGCUCGUACUCACAGCUCCGGCUCUGUGAGGAAAAAGUGGCUGGUUUUUAUGGAUUGUGCAGUGUAGUCUCCAUUUCACUUCUUUAUGGUUCCACUUAGUUAUGGGAUUGAAAUUAUAUUAUUCCCGAACUCAAUGGAGUUUUGUCUUUAUCUGAAAUGACUUCUAAUUGCUUAUUUUCUGCAAAAGAUGCUGUACCUUAUUUCAAGCCUGGCUUAAGGCAGGAGGAUGGAUGGAUCCACUGUUCAAAUUAGUGGAAGCGCAGAUUCAUCGUUACGGAACUACAAGCUUGGAAAAACUCUAGGUAUAGGUUCUUUCGGUAAAGUGAAAGUUGCUGAGCAUGUAUUGACAGGCCACAAGGUUGCUAUCAAGAUCCUCAACCGCCGAAAGAUAAAAAACAUGGAAAUGGAAGAAAAAGUUAGAAGGGAAAUCAAAAUCCUGAGAUUGUUUAUGCACCCGCAUAUAAUUCGCCUGUACGAAGUUAUAGAGACUCCCACAGACAUUUACGUCGUGAUGGAGUAUGUUAAGUCUGGUGAGCUUUUUGAUUAUAUAGUGGAGAAGGGAAGAUUGCAAGAGGAUGAAGCGCGGAGCUUUUUCCAACAGAUAAUUUCUGGUGUUGAGUACUGCCACAGAAAUAUGGUUGUACAUCGGGAUCUCAAACCUGAGAAUUUGCUUUUGGAUUCGAAAUGCAAUGUGAAGAUUGCUGAUUUUGGGCUGAGUAAUAUCAUGCGUGAUGGUCAUUUUCUGAAGACCAGUUGUGGAAGUCCUAACUAUGCUGCCCCAGAAGUUAUAUCUGGGAAACUCUAUGCUGGGCCUGAGGUAGAUGUAUGGAGUUGUGGUGUUAUUCUCUAUGCUCUCCUCUGCGGCACUCUUCCAUUUGACGAUGAAAAUAUUCCAAACCUUUUUAAGAAGAUAAAGGGUGGCAUAUAUACUCUUCCAAGCCAUUUGUCGGCUGGGGCCAGAGAUUUGAUUCCAAGGAUGCUUAUUGUUGACCCAAUGAAGCGAAUGACUAUUCCUGAGAUUCGCGUGCACCCCUGGUUCCAAGCUCACCUGCCGCGUUAUUUGGCUGUGCCUCCACCUGAUACAGCCCAACAAGCUAAGAAGAUUGAUGAAGAGAUACUUCUGGAAGUUGUUAAGAUGGGAUUUGACAGGAAUGCCCUCAUUGACUCCCUUCGCAAUAGGGUACAAAAUGAGGGAACUGUUACUUACUAUUUGCUACUUGACAACUGCUUUCGCUUUUUUAGUGGCUACCUUGGAGAUGAAUUUCAAGAGUCUGUGGAAUCUGUAAAUAACAUGCAGCAAAAUGAAGUUGUUCCUUCCUCAAUUGGGCAACGUGUGCCAGGAAUGGUUGAUAGCCCUCAAACUUACCUCAGGCAGUUUCCAUUUGACCGGAAAUGGGCUCUUGGACUCCAGUCUCGUGCUCAUCCUCGCGAGGUAAUGACUGAAGUUCUAAAAGCUCUGCAAGAACUUAAUGUUGGUUGGAAAAAGGUAGGACACUACAACAUGAAAUGUAGAUGGAGUGGAACUCCCAGUCAGCAUCAUGGCAUGAUGAACAACUCUAUGCUCAGUAAUCCCUACUUUGGAGAUGAUUCAUCUAUCAUAGAAAAUGAUGGCUUUUCUAGGUCACCUGACGUAGUCAAGUUUGAGCUGCAGCUUUAUAAGACCCGUGAAGACAAGUAUCUGCUUGACCUUCAGAGGGUUCAGGGUCCGCAGUUACUCUUCUUGGAUCUUUGUGCUGCUUUCCUUGCCCAGCUUCGGGUACUCUGAUAAUUGUGGCCAGAUCCUUCUGAAGAUAUCUCUAGAUGACAUUAAAAUGUUAACGGUGUAAAUAUUUUAACCAUAGCAUAUUGAGGUUGAAUUGAAACAUUUACAUCCAUAAUGUUUCUGUUCCCUUUUCUAUUUCCAAAUUCUCCUGUUACUUAAAAGGGAGAAUGUCGUGCUCGCCAUCUUUUUAACGCUCUUUAAAGAGUAUUGGCCUCUUGCACGACCUUUUAUUCUUCUUAUUUUCUGGGUUUUAACGAUAAGACUAUUGCCAUGUAAUCUACACGCUAGAUUUUAUGACUAGUUUGAGGUGAAAAUGGCAUCAUAUGGUUUUGUUGCAGUACGAUAGUUACGAGUUUAGUGCUCUGGUCAUAGAUUUGUCAACAAUAUAAUGUCCUUAUGAGGGACGUUACCGCAUUUAGUGCUAAUAACAGAUUGUUGUAUUCUCUCCGUUCCAAAAUAAGUAUCGUUUUAGCAAAAUGGAGAAAUUUCAAAAUAAGUGUUGUUUUCGGGUCAAUACAUUUUUUGUUAAAAAUUUUCAAACAUAUCCUUGAAAGAAAUAAUAUUAUUGGUGAGCAUUUAUUUUAAUGGGGUUUGUUGAAGAUAUUCUAGUAUUUUAUCUAUUUUAAUUAAGAGUUUCUUAAACUAUGUGUAAACUCUAGAAUGACACUUAUUUUGGAACGGAGGGAGUAACAUCUAAUAUCAGAUUUUUAUACUAGUUGUUUACAUUGUUAAAAGGGUUUGAUGCUGCUGUUUGGAUUGGUUAAAGGUCUACUAGUGUGAACUGGGAUAACUUUCUGUAUAAUCGGAACAAACAAUAAAUAAGUGUUUUCAUGGAUUUGUCAUGGUCAUUUUCACAUAGUUUGAAAGCUACACAAACGACAUAAUUUGAAAGCUACAUCAAACGAAAUUCAUACUAAAAUAUAUGAGAUUGAGAACGCCAUUUUUGUUCUCGUACAUAAAAGUAUACAACUAAGUAAACAAAACUUAAGAAAACGAAAGAAAACCAAUCAGAGUUUGAGGAUGAUUGGAUGUCGUAUCACUACUCUUUUUGAUUCAACAGACUUCUCUUCACCAUCCUGUUUACUGUAAUUAAGGGAACAAAAAAAAAAAAAGGUUUUAUGCUGAUCUAUGUUUGAAGAACCAGUUCAGUUCAUCACACCGGUUAAAAUUAAUUGACGUAGCAAAUAGUGGGUAAAUCGAUCGAACUCCACAGUGAUGAUUCGAUAUCGUAAGCCGCUGCUUCUUCAUCUCCUGCAUGAUGAUCAUCAGCAGAUGAAGUUUCUUCCUCAUGUUGCUUCUCAUCAUGAUUCUGCGCUGGUUCAACAUUGUUUUCGCGCUCGUGUUCAUCUUCUUGAUUCUUACCGCAUGCAUUCAUGAGCCUGGUUAGAUGUUCAGUCCUUUCCUGUUGAAGCUUGCUUGCCGAUUUCAGCUUCAAUUUCAGGCACUCAGUGAUACCAUUGAAGGCAUAAAGAGAAGCUGAAAACUUCCGCUCAUAGUUCAGUCUCUUCAUGGCCUCACUGAACAUGGCUGGAUCAUCUCCAUAAACCUCCUCAGACCCUGUACUCCCCUGCACUAUCUCAUCCACAAAAUGGAAAUCCGCAAUCCCUGGAUUCACAUUCUUCCUUUCUUCUUCCUCAUCUUCCUCUGUUUCCUCUGCAACACUACCAUUAGAGAUCAUCUCACCCCAAUCAAGUUCAAAACUUUGCUGAUCUUCUCCCUGAGUUAAGCAUGAUUCAGUAGCCCUGUUUUCAGGGAUGCUAUUUUCAGGGGUGUAAUCCCCCUCUAUAUCAUUGAGAAAAUCAGUGAAAUGUGAAUCUGAGAAUUCCUCAGGGCAGUCAUGAUCAUCACUUUGCUUUUGAUGCAGAAGCUGCUGCUGAUAAUGAUCAAUAGUGAUUGAGGAAGGGUUAUUGUUAGAAUUGGCAGCAGCAAUGGAAUUAUUCCUGGCUUUGAGUCUGGUCAAAAGGAGAUUGGUGAUUUUAGAAGGCAAAGCUGGAGUAGAGGAAGAUGAUGAAGAACAAGGCCAGAAAUUGGUCCUGGUAUUUGCGCCUCUGAGUAAGCAAGCAGCUUCAUCAUAAGCCCUGGCUGCUUCCUCAGCAGUGUCAAAAGUCCCUAACCACACCCUUAUCUUUUGUAUGGUGUCUUUGAUCUCCGCAACCCAUCUACCGGACGGCCGUUGCCGGACGCCAACGAACCUCUUCCUCGCCCGCCGUGCUCCGCCCAGCGCUGCUGCGGCCGCAGCUUCCUUCACCAUCUCAUCCCAAGCAACAUUACUCUCUUCAUCACCUGAUGAUAGUGAUGAUGAUGAUGAGCUCUUUUCCAUUCCAAUAUCACCUCCUGCCUUUCUCUUUCUGGCCAUUGUUUCUGUUGAAUGUGUGGGUGUGUGUGUGUAUUUUGAUUAGUUCUUAGUAGUUUUUUUUUGCUUUGUUAUUACUAAGGAGGUUGAUGGCAAGUGUAGGAUAUUUAUAUAUGAGGUAUGGAAGAUGCUGUCAAAUGAGGUUUUAAGCAGAAAGGGUCUCUUUUGUUUGUUU
Oldenlandia corymbosa var. corymbosa is the source of this 4408-nucleotide messenger RNA. NCBI's taxonomy places the organism in Eukaryota, Viridiplantae, Streptophyta, Magnoliopsida, Gentianales, Rubiaceae. The record is from the annotation of a GenBank genome assembly.